UCGAAUUUGCGAGGCCCCCGCACAUCACUCUACCAAUUUGAAAGAUGAAGUUUGCCACUGGACUUGUUCUUGCCGCUGUCGCGGUCGCCGGUGUUUGCGCUGAGUCCACCACCACGCAAAUCGACCCCAAGUCCCUGCCGGUCCAAGACCCAAAGUAUAUCGAGGGUCUUGGCCCACAGACGCCCGCCGGCGACAACCCGAAGAUCAAGGAGGCUAUGAAGUCACUGGAAGGCUCGCAUGAUGCCUCGAGUGGCAGCAACUACUACACGGUCGACCCUCGCGAUCUGCCCAAGUACGACCCUAAGUUUGGUUUUGGUCCCGGUCCUGCCUUGCUCCCUGGCAUGCCAGGCUACGGCAAGAACGACGCGGCCAACAAGGCCUGGGAGGAAUUCCAGAAGAAGGAAGGUGGAUCUAACAAUGGCAAAACGCGUGCUUUGGAGGCUGCCGAGUCUACUAACACCUUCCAAGUCGACCCCAAGUCCCUGCCGGUCCAAGACCCGAAGUAUCUCGAGGGUCUUGGCCCUCAGACCCCCGCCGGCGACAACCCGAAGCUUAAGGAAGCUAUGAAGUCGCUGGAAGGCUCGCACGAUGCAUCGAGUGGCAGCAACUACUAUACCAUCGAUCCCCACACGCUGCCGACCCAAGACCCGAAGUAUCUCGAGGGCCUUGGUCCCAUGACCCCUGCUGGCCCCGACGCAAAGAAGGCCAUGAACGAUUUGGCUUCGAAAGAAUCGGGCACCACUACCACGCUUGAUACCACAAAGACUGCUCCUCCACUAGACCCUGCGAUGUACGAGGGUCUCGGCCCUGUUGUGCUCCCUGGCAUGCGUGGCUAUGGCCAAAAUGCUCAGUUCAACAAGGCCUGGAAAGAGUUCACCAAGCAGGAAGGCGCAUCUACUAGCGCCAGCGGCAGCAGUGCCUCCAACUGCCCCGAGGUUUGCCCCGAUGUGUAUGACCCUGUGUGCGGCUCGGACGGCGUCACAUACAGCAACUCGUGCUUCCUGGGCAUUGCUAGCUGCAAGAACCCCGACAAGCACAUCGCCAAGGUCUCGGAGGGUCCUUGCGCCAAGCAGACUACGCAGUCUACCCAAAACUAACUCGUUGAGUAUCUUUUUCAUGAAGUGUCAUCUAUUGAACGCUUUAACAGGCUAAUCAAUUCACACGCAUUCUAAGACUUUUUUUGGCAACCGGUA
Messenger RNA from Phytophthora nicotianae INRA-310, 1193 nucleotides. RefSeq lists its product as hypothetical. The record is from RefSeq and is a predicted model, not a curated record. Bases 45 to 1097 code for a protein of 350 amino acids. The transcript has a single exon. Gene Ontology annotation, molecular function: protein binding. NCBI's taxonomy places the organism in Eukaryota, Oomycota, Peronosporomycetes, Peronosporales, Peronosporaceae.